CGCGCCGGGCCGCCCGGGCUCGCGGGCUCCCGGGCUCGCGGGCUCGCGCCUGCUGCCUGCGGGGCCUGCACGGACGCGCCGCGCUCUCGCGCAAGGUCGGGCGCCCGACUUCUUUCGGGACUCGGUCGUUUUCCCCUUUGUGUCCAGACUUAGCAGGGGCUCUUGCUGGGCCCUCCUGGCCCGAGCGCGCACGCCCCAACAUCCUGGCCGCGUUUCCGUGUCGCAUCUCCUAAUGUUCAGGAAAUGCUUCCGGAUGUCCAACUAAGAUUUGAAUAAGCGGCCUGACCCCGUUGCUGGGCGUCCUCAGAGGCCGCCCCUGGCUGACAGCUGUGGGCGAUAGAGACGCCUCCUGUGCUCUGCCGUCUCUCCCAUCGCCUCCUCCCGCGGUCAGCGCCGCCAGCCUCGGAGGGGCACUUCCUCCGUGGGUUUGAGGAUGGACAGGACUUAGCGCUCUGGCCUGGGAGGCGGGAGAUACAGAGACUUCCACAGAAGGACCAGAUCCUCGGAUGUGCCCCCUUACAGAGAGAUGAAGGGGCAGCAGAAAACAGCUGAAGCAGAAGAGGGGACGGUGCAGAUUCAGGAAGGUGCAGUGGCAACUGGGGAGGACCCCACCAGCGUGGCUAUAGCCAGCAUCCAGUCGGCUGCCACCUUCCCUGACCCCAACGUCAAGUACGUCUUCCGAACUGAGAAUGGGGGCCAGGUAAGGGAGGGGGCCAGGCGGCUGCAGGUGUUACCCGGGGUUGGGGCUGAGGUGGGGAGACCUGGCUUGGAGGGCUGGGGGAAGGCAGUGAUCCAGGGUGCAUUCACCAGUGACGAUACGGUUGACGCUGAGGGAACGGCGGCGGAGACACACUACACGUACUUCCCCAGCACUGCUGUGGGCGAUGGGGCCGCGGGCAGCACCUCGGGGAGCACUGCCGCGGUGGUCACGACUCAGGGCUCGGAGGCACUGCUGGGGCAGGCGACCCCUCCCGGCACCGGACAAUUCUUUGUGAUGAUGUCGCCCCAAGAAGUAUUGCAGGGGGGAAGCCAGCGCUCAAUCGCCCCAAGGACUCACCCUUAUUCCCCGAAGUCAGAAGCUCCCAGGACCACUCGGGAUGAGAAACGCAGGGCUCAGCAUAACGAAGUCGAACGCCGCCGCCGAGACAAGAUUAACAAUUGGAUCGUGCAGCUGUCCAAGAUCAUCCCUGACUGCUCCAUGGAGAGCACCAAGUCUGGCCAGAGUAAAGGUGGGAUCCUGUCCAAAGCCUGCGAUUACAUCCAGGAGCUUCGGCAGAGCAACCACAGGUUGUCUGAAGAACUGCAAGGGCUUGACCAGCUGCAGCUGGACAAUGAUGUGCUUCGACAGCAGGUGGAAGACCUUAAAAACAAGAACCUGCUGCUUCGAGCUCAGUUGCGGCACCACGGAGUAGAGGUCGUCAUUAAGAACGACAGCAACUAACUGUGUGGACUAGGGGGGCUUCGGGCCCUGCAGCGCCUUCCUGAGAACUGCAGAGAGCCCGGGAGCAGCAGGCCAACCCCGUGCCCCUUUCCUUCACUGCCCACCGCCGGCGUGGGACCAGGGCGGUCAGAAGGCCUGGCUUUGAACUGAGGCCUGAUCCAGCGGUGUGAAACACGAACGUGGGCGUGCGCGGACAGCCCCGCCCAGCCCCGCCGGCAGCCCCUGGGCUCUUUCGCUCCUCUCGCACAUGCAUGUGCUGUCUCCAUGCUGGAUACUGGAUAACCAAGACCGGGGGGCUUGCCCUGCGCCCGCGCACAGUGCCAGCAGAGGGCCCGCUACCGAGUGACGCGCCGGCCUGCCCCAGGACUCUGGCGCUUGCCCUGGUUCUUCCUUAGCCCAGAGCGCAGAUGUGUGCCUGAGGUCUCUGGGGAACGGGCUUUAGCAGGAGGUGGGGGAAAGGAUGCUUAGCAGUGGCCGCCGCCGCAGGAAGAGGAGACUGGCCAGCAAGCAUCUAAAGCCUAUGCAGAAGUCUCUGGAGCCAGGGAGAACAACAGACACGGGCCCCUUGGGGCCUUCCCUUUGUGGGGACGGUUUUUCUUUUUCUUUCCUUCUUUCUUUCCUUUUUUUUUUUUUUUAAAGAUAAAAUGUUAAGAGCGA
Molecule: messenger RNA, 2098 nt
Organism: Suricata suricatta (meerkat)
Lineage: Eukaryota; Metazoa; Chordata; Mammalia; Carnivora; Herpestidae
Gene: USF1
Product: upstream transcription factor 1
Exons: 10
Coding region: 527-1441 (304 amino acids)
Biological process (GO): regulation of transcription by RNA polymerase II
Molecular function (GO): DNA-binding transcription factor activity, RNA polymerase II-specific; protein dimerization activity; RNA polymerase II cis-regulatory region sequence-specific DNA binding
Source: RefSeq, a predicted model, not a curated record